AUGAACGAAGCAAACAACAAUGGUCUGUACCCGUUGUUUCAUUGCUGUUUUGCGCUAAUAUUGGCAGACUGUGAUUGGGAUCUCGACCUUCACGCCAUCUGGCAAGAGUGCUCUGGCAUACCGACACCGCCUCCUUGUCUCGCUACCGACUUCCAACAUCCUCGUCAGAUCCUCUCGGAUGACAGCGAGCCUGCAGGAUAUGAGACUUCAGGGUCAUCCUCGAUCGAAUGCUUUUUCCAUCCCACUUGCGACAAUCUGUCGGCUUUCAAGUGGACUGGUCCAGAUCCUCUGUCCAUGUCUACUCAGGCUAGCGACUUGUUCCUCCACAUGUCAGCGCUCGCUUUCCCUAAAGGAGUGUUCUGGAUAGAGUUUCGACUAGUCCGAUUUGACUGGAAAUCUGGCGCGACUACAGAAGAGCAUCUGUUCUUCCUGCCCCGAGUUGAGACGGCCACAUGGAAUCUUCGUCGGGUACGUGGACAGUUGCUAGAUGCGAUCUCCUGGCAUGGAUUUGGCGCAACAGGCACUAGCUUCCGACUGUCCCUUUGGCCUCGUAUGAAGCCUCUACAAUACUCAAGUCAAUCCGCACUCUCACGUCGCUUAAACGAUCCACGAUAUAUUAGUUGUCGCUACUUAUAUAUAGGAGACUUUAAAACGCUAUAG
Penicillium soppii is the source of this 660-nucleotide messenger RNA. RefSeq lists its product as uncharacterized. The record is from RefSeq and is a predicted model, not a curated record. Bases 1 to 660 code for a protein of 219 amino acids. The transcript has a single exon. Lineage: Eukaryota; Fungi; Ascomycota; Eurotiomycetes; Eurotiales; Aspergillaceae.